GCAUGGGUCACAGACUGUCCUGGUGCUUGGAGGUUGAUCCUGUGUGAGUUCCCUGGGAGUAGGUUACUCAUUCCCUCUGCUGUGGGCUCGAGGAUGCUGCAUCAGUUUAACUCAUGCAAAUUGAGGCUUUCCCGGUGGAAAAUGGGUUUCAGUGGCUAUUUCUCCACUUAAAAAUAGCUCCUUUUAGGAAUUGGAUGUGACUUCACAUAAACUGGGCUUGAGGUAUUAAUUAAAGCAAGAGUCAGUUUAGGAAGCAGGAUGUGGAGGUAAAUGAGCACUGGGAUGUAGAGGCAUGAGGUGGAUGCUCAGGCAAGAUCCAGCAUGGAUCCAUAGGAGGGAGAUGGGAACUGGGGAUGCACCAUUCACACAGCUUGAGUUUUCUGUGGGCUGUUUGGGAGGGACUAAGGCAAACAAGGAGCGGAAGCGUGCAGGAGGGGGGGCCCCCACAGGAAACCCGGGACUGGGACACAGGCUGGAUUGUGUGGCUGUUGUGAUCACACUGCUUGAGCAGAGCCCAGCAGCUGCUCGGAGCAGCAGCCACACGUUGAGCCCAGCUCUUGGCACUGGAGCCAAGGCCAGUUACAACACGACAAGUGGAAAUAAACACAACUGGUGGAACUGGCAGCGCUGGAAUGGGAAGGAGCGUGACAGGAAGCAUCAGGCUUGCAGAUGGCUCACACAGGCUAACAGGAACAGCCUGGUAGGGUCCAUCUCGAAUAGACGCGGAUGAUGCCAGAGCUAUGACAGCGAUUGCAGUCUUGGCACUGAGGGGUGAUCAACUAUGGAACAACUACAGGAGGAAGUACCUGAGGUCAGGGAAGAGGAGGAGGAAGAGGAAGAGGCAGUGAUGGUGGCAAGCGGAGCCUCAGACACAAGUGGAGGACCAGACAGCUCACUGCCUUCGAGCAGCUACACAGACCUUUCGCAGAGCUCCUCUCCCUCCCUGUCGGACCAACUGCAGGUGGGCUGCGAGGAGGCGGCGUUGGGAGCGCUCAGCGUGGAGUGCAGAGUGUGCGGAGACAGAGCCUCGGGGUUUCACUACGGCGUCCACGCCUGUGAGGGCUGCAAGGGUUUCUUCCGCCGGACGAUCCGCAUGAAACUGGAGUAUGAGAAGUGCAAGAGGAGCUGCAAGAUUCAGAAGAAGAACAGGAACAAGUGCCAGUACUGCCGCUUCCAGAAAUGCCUCUCACUGGGAAUGUCCCAUAAUGCAAUCCGCUUUGGCCGCAUGCCCGAGGCAGAGAAGAGGAAGCUGGUGGCAGGGCUGACAGCGAGUGAGAUCAGCUGCCAGAACCCGCAGGUGGCCGACCUGAAGGCAUUCUCCAAGCACAUCUACAACGCCUACCUGAAGAACUUCAACAUGACCAAAAAGAAGGCGAGAGGUAUCUUGACCGGGAAGGCCAGCAGCACCCCACAGCCUUUUGUGAUCCAUGACAUGGACACCUUGUGGCAGGCAGAAAAGGGGCUGGUGUGGAAGCAGCUGGUGAACGGCAUCCCCCCCUACAAGGAGAUCGGGGUGCACGUCUUCUACCGCUGCCAGUGCACCACGGUCGAGACUGUGCGGGAGCUCACUGAGUUUGCCAAGAGCAUCCCCAGCUUCAUAGGCCUCUACUUGAACGACCAAGUGACUCUGCUGAAAUACGGGGUGCACGAGGCCAUCUUUGCCAUGCUGGCCUCUAUCAUGAACAAGGAUGGGCUCUUGGUGGCCAACGGGAAUGGCUUUGUGACCCGGGAGUUCCUGCGUAGCCUGCGCAAGCCCUUCAAUGAGAUCAUGGAGCCCAAGUUUGAGUUUGCAGUGAAGUUCAAUGCGCUGGAGCUGGAUGACAGCGACCUGUCUCUGUUUGUGGCUGCCAUCAUCCUGUGCGGAGACCGCCCCGGGCUGAUGAACGUGAAGCAAGUGGAGGAGAUCCAGGAUAACAUCCUGCGGGCGCUGGAGUUCCACCUGCAGUCCAACCACCCGGAUGCCCAGUACCUCUUCCCCAAGCUGCUGCAGAAGAUGGCAGACCUGCGGCAGCUCGUGACAGAGCACGCCCAGCUCGUGCAGAAGAUCAAGAAGACAGAGACCGAGACAUCUCUGCACCCUCUUCUGCAGGAGAUCUACAAGGACAUGUACUGAGGACCUGUUAUUUAUGCAAAUGAAGCCAUGAUUCCCAUCGAGACUCUUUGUACAGAAACAAAGAAAACCUUUUCCCCCCACGUC
Messenger RNA from Neopsephotus bourkii (Bourke's parrot), 2197 nucleotides. RefSeq names its product peroxisome proliferator activated receptor delta (gene PPARD). The coding region runs from base 782 to 2113 and encodes 443 amino acids. NCBI's taxonomy places the organism in Eukaryota, Metazoa, Chordata, Aves, Psittaciformes, Psittacidae. The transcript is spliced from 7 exons. The record is from RefSeq and is a predicted model, not a curated record. Gene Ontology annotation, molecular function: RNA polymerase II cis-regulatory region sequence-specific DNA binding; nuclear receptor activity; zinc ion binding. Gene Ontology annotation, biological process: positive regulation of transcription by RNA polymerase II; cell differentiation; regulation of lipid metabolic process. Gene Ontology annotation, cellular component: nucleus.